AUGCUUCUGCUUGUGCUUGUGCUAGUGCUUGUACCGGCUUUUGUGCAGGAGUUUGGGCAAGUGCCGGCUCUUGUAUUAUUGCAAGUACUUGUGAUGUUGCUUGUGUUAGUGCUGGUGCUGGUGCUGGCGCUUGUGCCUGUCCUGGUGCUUAGUAAUAUUGCUGCUGGUGGUGCUGGUGGUGGUACUGGUGGUGGUGCUGGUGGUGGUGCUGCUGGUGGUGCUGGUAGUGGUGCUGGUGCUGGUGCUGGUGGAGAAUUUGGUGCCGGUGCAGCAGCUUGUGAUGGUCCCUAUGCUGGUGCCUAUACUAGUGAUGGAUCUGGUGCUGGUGCUGGCACUGGUUCUAAAACUGUUUCUUGUACCGUUGGUUGUGCUGGAGCAUGGGCCGGUGCUGGUGCUUGUGCUAGUGCAUGUACUACUGCUAGUGCUGGUUCUGGUGCUGGUGCUUGUGCUAGAGCACGUGCUUGUCCUGGUGCUGGUGUUGGUGCCUAUGCUAAUGCCUGUAAUAUUGCUGGAGCUGGUGCUGGUUCUGGUGCUAGGGCUGGUGCUGGUGCUGAAACUAUACAAGAUACUGAAAACAAAAUGUAA
Molecule: messenger RNA, 585 nt
Organism: Rhopilema esculentum
Lineage: Eukaryota; Metazoa; Cnidaria; Scyphozoa; Rhizostomeae; Rhizostomatidae
Source: RefSeq, a predicted model, not a curated record